AGACGGAAGAAGGCACCCCAAUCUCCGCCUUCUCUGCUUCAGGGUCGUUAAAGCAGACUGGGAAGCAAAGGUCCUACUUACAAGAAGGGGACAUGGCAGGGAUUAAAGCCUUGGUUGGUUUAUCAUUCACUGGAGUCAUUGGUCUAACAUUUCUUAUGUUGGGGUGUGCCCUAGAACAGUAUGGUAUCUAUUGGCCCUUAUUUGUCUUGAUAUUUUACUUCAUAACUCCUGUCCCUCACUUCAUUGCAAAAAGAGUAAGUGAUGAUACUGAUGCUGCAAGCAGUGCCUGCAUGGAAUUGGCGUAUUUCUUCACAACUGGAAUAGUUGUUUCUGCCUUUGGAUUUCCUAUCAUUCUUGCACGUGUCGAAGUGGCUGGAGUGGUUCUUUUGCAUUCUCUGUGGCUCCAAGGACAAAAUACCAUCCUCAGAGCCAGCACUGAGUGGACAUUCCAGGGGAUAGGAGUCUAUCCCAGUGAGACCUCAGCCUUUCCUCCUUGCAAGUAGAAGCAAAGAGGCCAAAAUCAGCGGUCUAAGUGUUUUGCUCUGCAGGAGAAGUGCAGAGGAUCUUUGCUUCUAUGGUCCUUCUGUCCAGAACAAGAUGCCUCAGUGGACUGGCUGUAAAUGGGUGCUUCCAAAGCAGCUUUUAUUGAGCAAUUUCCCUGCUUCAGUCAUACCACUAGAGAGAGCUGCAGCGCCUUCCUUUUCUUACCAAAAGACGUUUUGCUAAAUGCUAGAGAGCAAGAAAUAAUUAAGUCAUGGAAACAAGCAUCUUUAUGCAUGGGGGUGUUAUAGGGAGAAAUAAAAGCUAUAUAAUACUUAAAACACAAAUAGAUCUAUUAAAUUGUAAAAACAUGACCUUAAUAAAGUAUAGCCCAACACAAAUUCUGGUUAGAAUUUCUAAUUCUAAUGUUCUAACUUAUAUGGUGUGUGUGUGUGUGUGUAUGAAAUUUAAAAGUAGCAUGAUAUUCACCACACUUACUUGGAUUGGUGCCAUUGAUUUCAGUGGGACAUGCAAGGCAAUCCUAAGAUAUUUGCUCUGAUGUAAGUAAUGUUCUGUAGUAAGUUUCAGCUUUAUUCCCAAGUAAAUCUGCAUUAAAUUUGAUGCCUCAGCUGAUACUCAAACAAUUUUAGAUGAAAUUAAGACAAAUGUCUUAAUCUUAGCUUUACUAGUUGGGAAAAUGUUAAUAAAAUAAGAAUGGAAAGAUUGAUGUAAACAACAAGAAGAGUUAAUAUCACAUCUUAAGUUUUUUUUUUUUAAAGAGUGUAAACCUGUUGACAGCAUUUGUUUUAAUCCAAUAUUUUAUUUAUUAAAUUUUAUUCUGCUUUAUUGGCCCAAGUGCCCUCUAAGUGGAUUACAGUAAUUAUGAUUGCAAUAUUGUACACACGGUUUAUUACUUUAUAAUUUAUUAAAAUAUUAAUAGGACUAGUACCAACCAUAUACUAUUAUGAAGAAACAGCAAUACAUCUGAACCUUGAAUAAAACAUUAAUUUCUCAUCAUAAUCCAGUAUAAGACUACAGCUGUAUUCAUAUUUUCAGGGCAGUAAAAUUUAACAAUUCCUGGAAAUACCAUAUUGAAGUAUGGAAGAGAGGAGGAGAGAGAGGGGAAGGGGGAGCAUGUGUACAUAGAUGGUUUCUAGUCUGAUAAACUUCAUUUGGAUUUGGAUAAUGAUGUCUGGACUAAGCUACCAGGCUGGUAUUUAUUUAUUAUAUUUAUAUCUCACCUUUUUUCCUUCAAGGAGUCUGGCUCAGGUAGCUCCAUGGCUGAGUAAGAUGUAGGGAGGAGUCCUAUUCAUACACUCUAAAGUAUUGCACUGGCUCUGUUUUGAAUGAUAACCACAGCUCCCCAUAGCUUGUUUGAGCUCAUUGGAAUGCAAUGCAUGCCAAGGCUACUUUGAAUAAUUAGUCCCCAGCUAGGAACUUCCAUAGUUUGUUGUGCUAUCUGUACCGGGGUGGCAGGGGUUAUUUGAAAAAAUAAACAGCCUUCAAAUGAUGUUACAACAGAACCUAGCUAUCCUCAUGCAAAAUCAGUCAAUGAAUCAAAUUUAUUUUUCUAGUAGCAACUUGUAUCUGAAAGCUUCUGAUUCUGAACUUUUACUUGGAGCUUCACAAAGUGGAGGACUUUUCAGGAACCAAAUAAUGUUUCUCAACCUUUAUGUGGGCCUUUUUCUUAAUAGUGUGUAUAUUUUCAAAAUUUUGCAACUGAUUUCUGUUUACUGUACAAGAUGAAACAAAAGAAUAUGGCUAUCUCACUUAGGGGCCCUCUUUAAAAUUUUGAAGCAUGAGUCUAUGGAUUUUCUGCCAUAGACUUUAUUGAAGUUCUCAGAAAGAAUUCAGGCCAGGGAAUCUUUCAUUAAACUGUAUUAAAUCCUUUAACAGCUGCCACCAAAAUAAGCCCUCUGUACCUUACAGAAUCUUUGUUCCUGUGGCAUAGACAUGGGAUGGAUACCAUGGAUAAGUUUAUAAGAGGUUCAAAGUUAAGACAUCUUAAAGGAAUUAUUUUCAUGAAGAAUUAAUAAUUUCCUUAAGUUUUUCAAAUGAUAGGUCUUCCUAAGUUAAGUAACAGUGUUUCUCUCAGAUUAGAUUUCCCUGUUUUUCAAGCCAGCUAGUCAUUCCCAACCAGGAACAGAUACCAUACAACAGACUUUCUCUUCCUGAUGUUGCUUCUGGCUUCAAGUCUUGCUUGAAACUCUCUGGUCUUUGGGUCCUCUAAUCUAAAUCAAUUACACUCAGACCCCUCAUCAACUGGCUAUCUUUUAGUGACCAAUCAGUACCUCUUUAUAAAGUUUCCAGCCAUCAAUCAAAUGCGUUGCUCCCUUCAUCAGUCCAAUUUUGUUGUAUUAUCCAAAUGGUACAUGAACAUGUAUUAACAGACUGGAAACAUCUUCUAAUCUGCUUUAAAGAGUCAGCUUUAAGUCUCAUAUAACAACAGUAACUAAGGCAGCCUCCCAAGCUUGUGCCUGAUACAUACUUCUGGCCCACCUGGUUACAUUGUGAGUUCACUUAAAUGGUACUCAGCAAAUGUAAACAGAACAAAACACAAAUAAACUUAAAAUUUCACAUGAGGAAUCUGAGGAAAUUGAAAAGCAAAAAAAAAAAAAAAAAGGCAAGGUGGGGAGAUAUGAGUUAAUGUUGGUCUUCAAAAUCUGAAAGUAAUUUUCCAGUACCAGAUCCUAACAAUGUUGCAUGUUAAGAUUUUGAUUCUGUGCCCACUUACUUAAGAGUAAGCCCUAAAGUUAUUCAUUGUACUGUUAAUAAUCCAGUCAAGCACAGUAACAGUGGCACAUAAGUAACCAGACUGAUUACUUUUUAAUCUUGAUUCUAACAGUGAUUCUGUGGCCCCUAGACAGGUAAGAAAGAUCUUAGAGAAGAGAUUUAGGUGGUGCUCUGGUAUGGUGGGUGGGAAGGGGUGCGAUGCUGCCGAUAUAAGAUGGGUCCUAACAGCACUCCCAUUCUGAAGUGCUGCAGUUGAAAGGAUGUAAUAAGCCAUCUAGCUGCUUUGCAGGUUGGGAGGAACAUGGAGGCCAUGUUUGCCUCCAUGCUGCUUUCAGUCUGCAUAGUAUGCCCUUAAUUCGCCUGAGUUCAGAGAUUUACAGGCAGCCUCACUGAUUUGUGUCCUAACAAUUUAAAGGAGUGAGGGGUUUUUUUCUUACCAUCUGAUUUUAAAAUACUAUUUUAAAAAG
Varanus komodoensis (Komodo dragon) is the source of this 3680-nucleotide messenger RNA. RefSeq names its product leptin receptor overlapping transcript (gene LEPROT). Lineage: Eukaryota; Metazoa; Chordata; Lepidosauria; Squamata; Varanidae. Gene Ontology annotation, cellular component: endosome. Bases 93 to 503 code for a protein of 136 amino acids. The record is from RefSeq and is a predicted model, not a curated record. Gene Ontology annotation, biological process: late endosome to vacuole transport via multivesicular body sorting pathway; negative regulation of growth hormone receptor signaling pathway. The transcript has 4 exons.